Molecule: messenger RNA, 447 nt
Organism: Rotaria sp. Silwood1
Lineage: Eukaryota; Metazoa; Rotifera; Eurotatoria; Philodinida; Philodinidae
Source: the annotation of a GenBank genome assembly
AUGUCUAUUGGAGUACCAAUUAAAAUUUUACAUGAAGCUGAGGGUCAUGUUGUUACAAUAGAAUCUGUAACAUCAGAAGUUUAUCGUGGUAAAUUAAUUGAAGCAGAAGAUAAUAUGAAUUGUCAAUUAUCAAAUGUAACCGUUACUUAUCGUGAUGGACGACAAGCACAAUUAGAAUAUAUUUAUGUACGUGGAUCAAAAAUUCGAUUCAUGAUUUUUCCUGAUAUGUUAAAGAAUGCACCAAUGUUUAAAAAUAUGCGUGGUGUUAAAGGUGGUGCUGGUCGUGGUAAAUCAGCUAUAUUACGUGCUCAAAUAGCUCGUGGACGAGGAGCUCGUGGACGACCACCAAUGAAUUCCUUUGUUGGACAAGCAGGUGGUCGUGGUGGUGGACCACCAGGUAGUGAUCGUGGUGGUAUGGGUGGUGGACGUGGUCGUGGUGAUCGUUAA